UUCUGUAAUAGACAUAUACUAUAAAAGAACUUUCUGAAUAUUAAUUCAAGCAUGUUUCAUCUACGCGUUCACAUGGGAUCGCAGUAUGCGACCACAGUUUAAUACGAUUUAGUAAUAAUAAAGCAAAGGAACCUGGCCCAAGUGUAACAAAGUACGGUACUGUUUUGUAUUUCAAGCUGGAUUGUGAUUGGCUCAAACUAAGCCUCAUUUCUCGAACCCAUCAUGCACAGCAGUUGGAAGAGGGGUUAGCAAUCGAAUAAAAGAAGUGAUUUCGCGCGUUGACGGAUUCUGAAAUAUCUUCAUUAAUCAAACAUUCACGUCUCGACCCUCGCAACAAUUGGGCAGGGAAAGCCGUAGCCACAAAUAGUUGUAAAAUCUUUGACAUGUCCGUGAUGGGAAAGCCGAUACUUUACUCUUAUUGGAGAAGUUCCUGUUCCUGGAGAGUUAGAAUUGCUCUCAACCUAAAGGAGAUACCGUACGAAAUAAAACCAGUAAGUCUUGUUAAGGGUGGUGGAGAGCAACACUGCAAUGAAUUUCGUGAGGUUAAUCCUAUGGAACAGGUGCCUGCACUUCAUAUUGACAAUCACACAUUGAUCGAGUCUUUGAACAUUCUUCAGUACCUGGAAGAAACAAGGCCACAUCGGCCACUGAUGCCAGCAGAUCCGGUUAAAAGAGCCAGAGUCAGAGAAAUCUGUGAUGUCAUUGCUACUGGCAUUCAACCACUUCAAAAUUUAGUGGUAUUAAUCUAUGUAGGUGAAGAACGUAAAAAGGAGUGGGCGCAGCAUUGGAUCACUCGUGGUUUUACAGCCGUGGAAAAACUGCUUUCUUCGAGUGCAGGUAAAUAUUGUGUCGGUGAUGAUAUAACACUGGCAGACUGCUGCCUGGUUCCACAAAUAUUUAGCGCCAGGAGGUUUCAUGUCGACUUGAGGCCGUUUCCUACUAUUCUGAGGGUUGAUCGUCAUUUGGAAAAUCAUCCAGCAUUCACUGCUGCUCAUCCCAAUAACCAGCCUGAUUGUCCUCCCGAAGCAACUAAGUAGCAAGCGAGGCAGACCACUCUCUUCCUCUUCUAAUAACUGAAGAUUGAAGGGUGGUGGUCCAAUUAACGGUAGCUUGACAGUGGUAAAAUAUUAACAAGAUUCAAUUUGUUUUUUGUUAUCUUUGUAAAUAAAUUCAUUCAUUCAAUCUGAAGAUUAGAAUGUAUUGGGUGGGUAUUUACCCCUGAGUGAGUAGCAAAUACCAUUUUUCUCAGAAAUCUCUUGGUUGUGAAUGGAAAAAAAAGAAAAUCGUUCAUUAAGUGACUAUGUUGUGAUCAGUGAAUAAAAGCGUUAACUACUACCGCACAAAUAUUCAUGUUUAAUGAGAAUAGCUGCAGAUUCGAUGGUCCUACAAAAUCUCUAUAUUGAACAUUCUUCAACAAUUCGAGCCGUCAACUGAUGAAUGUAAUUCUGUUACAUAAUUUGGCUACACAUAUACUGAGUGGUUAAAUGAUCUUGAGAAGUUUUUGUGAUAAUAUUUUAAGGUUUCUUUGAAAAGAAUGCAAUUAAGCUGUCCAUUAAAAUUAUGACUCCUCUGAUUAUCUGCAAAUGGCUCUAUAUUUUAUUCACUUGGUGCUGGUACCAAAUGUGUAACAAACCUCAGAUUAAAAGUACACAAAAUGUCCGGAUAUUCAUUUUUAUAGGUCUAUGAAAGCAAUUUUGGAUAUACAACACAAUAGCGAAAGAAAUGUCACUGUGGCCGUAGGUUUUGUCUUUUUUUUUGUGACUUUUUAUUUGACGUACAUAUGUAAGUGAUUCAGUGUGACGUUGUUUUGUCCUUUUUUUCAUUUACAACUCAAGGUACUUUAAUGUAAGGUCGUAUCCACCCAGCUAAAGGUUUGGUACUCACCAAUAGAAUUCGAGUUUUAUAAGAUUCAAAAGCUUAAUUUGGGUAACUAAUUUCGGAUUCUAAUGCAAUUGUUUUCUAUUUCGUACUACAGUAACAUACCAGUUCGCGAUAAGACUGUAUUUUUAAAGAGUCUAUGCCAAACAAAUGUCUUCUUUGGCGACUUGAAAGUUGUUUACAAUCGUUAGAUAUACUAAUUACAGAUUCUGUCCUGUGUUUUCCAAAGGUUUAGAAAAAUAAAGAACCCUACGAAAAGUGUAAUCAAUAAGUAAUGCUCUUAAUUGAAAGACAUAUUGUUUUGACUGACAAAGAUGCAUUUUAAAAAGGAUAAAUUUGGAAGAACUACAGAAGGAAUAGUCAAUUGAAUACUUUUUCAAUCGAUUGAACUCUUUCUAUCAUAUUGUGAUCUUGUUAAGCACCUACAGAGGGUCUUAGAUUAUGUUGUAUACUGUUUUUAUUCUAUAUUUCAAAAUGUGUAUGUUGAAAACGUGAGAUCUUGCUACCAUUAUAAUAACAAACUUGAACGACUAUUCACGUCACUGAUUGGUAGAUAAAAUGGUCGACACGGUUUUUUCAAUAGUGGACCAUUUCAAAGUGAAUCAUUGAAAACUUAUUAUUCCAUUGGUAAAACUAGAGUUUAUUAUAUAAGUAUGUCAUUUUUUAUUUGCUCAGACAUCAGGCUGAUACUACUUUCAUUAUUUUAUUGGUCAAAUUUAACGACAGUUACUCAAUAAUGAAGUUUUUUAGUCGAGAAAGCAAAUUUUCGAAAAAACACCGCAUACAAAUCGACCUGCGUUAUAAGUCGAGUACGAUUUUGCAAAGGAAAUUGGUUAGCAAAAACUUUGAUUUAUGUUUAGACCAAUUCACAGUUCAAAAUCAGAUUCACAUCUAGCACCUAUUGCUUCACGUUUCUCGGUCUGAAAUUUGUAAUAGUUUCAUCUGGAUUCCAUUUUGAAAAGUCUACACUGGCACAAACUAUUUGAAGGUCAAGUAGUAAUUUCGAACGAUAAGUGUCAAAUAUGAACCUAGCUCAAUUGUAAUUAUGGUUACAUUC
This is a messenger RNA of Diprion similis, 2935 nucleotides long. Its product is annotated as probable maleylacetoacetate isomerase 2. The transcript is spliced from 5 exons. The record is from RefSeq and is a predicted model, not a curated record. Gene Ontology annotation, molecular function: glutathione transferase activity; maleylacetoacetate isomerase activity. Bases 384 to 1037 code for a protein of 217 amino acids. Lineage: Eukaryota; Metazoa; Arthropoda; Insecta; Hymenoptera; Diprionidae. Gene Ontology annotation, biological process: L-phenylalanine catabolic process; glutathione metabolic process. Gene Ontology annotation, cellular component: cytoplasm; mitochondrion.